UGACCUCCGACCGGCCUCUCACGCGUCGUUUGCGAGAGGAGCCUAAAGGGGACGUCUCGCUCUCUUCCGUUCCCGUUUAGACCGGCGGCGGCGGAGCACCCGAUCCCGCUUCAGUUCUCGCGCCCUGAUAUGGCUGAGGCGGCCGAGAACCUGUUGAAGUCCGGCGAGGUCUCCGCUAUGAUCCGCCAAGGCUUCAUCUCUUCCCCUCGCCUCUCCCCCACGUCCUCCCCUCCGCCGCCUGCCACUGCGACGGCGGUCCACCCUUCCCCUCCGCGCCCUUCGGUCCCGUCUCCCAAGUCUCCUACCCUCUUCGAGAUGAUCACGCAUGAGGACCUCGCCCGCCGAGUCUCCUCGCGGACUCACCCCUCCGGCGACCAGAAGCGGCUCCGUCUGCUGGAGAGGAUCGCCGCGAUGAUCGCCAAGGAGGGCCCCGGUGACGUGGAACUUUCCGUCAGCUCCGGCGACGGGUUUCGAGUUCCCAUGGCAGUACACCGCCGGGUGCUGGCGGCGGGGAGCCGGUUCUUCGCGGAGAAGCUGGCGGGGAUAGGAGGCGGGCCGGGGCGCCCGGUGAUGGUGGAGAUCUGCGACUGCGAUGACGCGGAGGUGUACGUGGAGGUGGUGGGGCUGAUGUACUCCACCGAUCUGAGGCGGAGCCUCGCCGGUGAGGACGUCGAGAGGGUUCUAGGACUGCUCAAGGUAUCUGUAGAUAUAAAAUUCGACGAUGGGAUUUCGGCAUGCCUUGACCAUUUGGAAGCCAUACCUUGGUCCGAGGAUGAGGAGGAGAAGGUAAUGUCUACUCUCAGCAAGCUUCCGAUUCGGCAAUUACAUGAGUCGAUCGAACGAGUCCUACAAAGGGUUUCGGUGGAGCCUUCGACUUCUGCAAAUGCCGACUCCAUUGUGGUAAAUGUUCUGCAUGGUGUUUUGCAAGCUAAGGACAAGAAAUCUCGUCGAGAUAUGAAAGCCUUAAUAGCUCGCUUGCUUAGGGGAGACCUAAAUCGAAGUGAUAUCCGCUACAAGAAUCUUGAAGUCCCGAGGGAAACCCUUUACCAAUUGUGCCACAAACAUAUGGAUUGUCUUAUGCUGUUGUUAUCUGAGGCUGCAAAUAUAGUUGAAGGUCAGGGGGAUCGUGCUGCCUUGAUGGGUGAGGUCGCUCGAGAAGCUGAUAACGUGCAGUGGCUUGUUGACAUUCUGAUAGAUAAGAGGAUUGCUGAUGAGUUUGUGAGUUUGUGGGCCAAUCAGAGUGGGCUUGCCACUUGCCAUUCCAAGAUACCAUGCAUAUAUAGAUUUGAGAUCAGCAUGAUCACUGCUCAGCUGUGUGUUGCAAUCGGCAAAGGACAAAUUUUAGUGUCCAAAGAUGCAAAAGUUUCUCUUUUGAGGACAUGGCUGGAAGCUCUUUUUGAAGACUUUGGUUGGAUGAAGAGAACUUCUAGGACUUUCAACAAGAAGAUGGUAGAGGAUGGGCUCUCUGCGACAAUAUUGACGUUGCCUAUGGCAGAACAACAAACAAUUUUGUUGAGAUGGUUCGAUUGUUUUCUGAAUAAAGGUGAUGACUGUCCCAACAUCCAAAGAGCCUUUGAGAUCUGGUGGAGGAGAGCUUUCAUUAGACAGUAUGCAGGGGAACACGAUCACUCUCAUCUGCAGAUGGUUGAUUCCGAUAACCACAUAUAAAGGUACUCUCACUAAGUAUAACUGUAUCAAUCCAAUGAUGUCAAUAGUCGUCAUGCGAACACUAGAUAGAAGAAUUCUUUUCUUUGUCCAUACAUUUCAUUUCUGCUCAUGAUUGUGUUGCGGAGUCAUUCUUUUGAAUUCCGUUGGAAGGGAAAACAAAUGAGAGGAUGAAUACUUCCAAUGAACGGUCAUACGAAUGAGAAAUGCAAAGUUUUGGGUGAAGCAUUAUUUUAGUCUUACUAUGAUACUGUUGGUAGUUGAUCCAUUGUGUGUUUUCAAUCUUUCACACUAUCAUGUGGAAAGUAUGAAUGCAUAUUGCAAUAUAAGCACAUCGUCACAACAUAUUUGGAUUGUGUAUUCAUUGCUAGACAAUAAUAAAAUGUGAGACACUCCGAGACAGUAUAUAGCAGUUGAGAAAUGUCACAUUAAGGAAUCGAAAUAUAUUUAUCAGGAAAAUGACAUCAUUUAAAGAAGUAGAGGUAUUAAUUUGCAUUUCUGAUAGUCACAAGAUUAGACAAAGUAACCAUUGAAAGAAGAUGAGAAUCCUCUUUUUUCCUGAAAAUCCAUGAUGUCAACUACUUAAUAUCAUAGCAAUAUAUUUUUGUACUAUAUUUGAUGGUUAAUGAGCUUGUCUGCUGUAAGAGGACUCUUUCCUAUCCACCUAACUCUUGUUUAAAAUAUUUAGUGUGAUAUGUUCUUCAGCCAAAGCUUUUCCAACUCUUAAUUGUAACAUGACCAGUUUUCUCUCCUUCCUUUAUACAUUAUGUUCAAAUCUUUUACAUGUAAACACUUUUAGAAUGUCAUGCAGAGAUUAAAAGAAAAAAUUGUGUAAGCUGUGUUGCCUGAUGACUACUUUGGUAAUACCAUCUUCCCUUCUUGACAACUUUAUGUAUCAAAGUAAAUGCCCCUCAGCUGUUAUUUUGGUCGAUCACUUAAAAACCUCUUUCUCUACUGCUUAUUGUCAUACAAAUCUUCUCUCUUUGUGCCACCAAGCUUACACAGGACUGCUGCAAGCAAAUUUAAUCUCCACAUGAAAAUGGAUGCUGAUUAUUUAGUGGUUAGUUUAUUAUUGCACAGAUUUGAGUCUAUUA
Musa acuminata subsp. malaccensis (wild Malaysian banana) is the source of this 2759-nucleotide messenger RNA. RefSeq names its product BTB/POZ domain-containing protein At5g60050-like. Gene Ontology annotation, molecular function: protein binding. Lineage: Eukaryota; Viridiplantae; Streptophyta; Magnoliopsida; Zingiberales; Musaceae. The record is from RefSeq and is a predicted model, not a curated record.